UUGAAAACGCUGUUCACCUGAAAAUUGCCAUUUCACUAUAAAUCUACUAGAAAUUUCUUCCCUAUUUUAAAAACCUCCUAAUUCUUCAAUUAAAACUGUAACAAAAGAAUGUGUUAAGAACUUUCCUAGUGUAAUUUAUUAGGGAGGUGGUCGUAACUUUUUCGUCUCUGAAUAAUGGAUGUGAAUAGGGAUGUUUUCCAACUAAUUAGUGAUUCGUGACGAAUGUAGUGAGAAUUAUUUGCAUGAAUGACGUGAUACUGUUACAUCGAUCGUAAGCAAUGUCACUCUACCUGCUGCUGCUGGCGGGCGCGGCGCUGGCGAUGCCGCAGAAGCCCAACCUUGACGCCAUCCUCAACCGUCGCACCGACGUCUACAUCGCCGGCUUCUUCCCCUUCGGCAAGGGUGUCGAGAAUUCCAAUACUGGUCGUGGGGUGAUGCCGAGCGUGAAGCUGGCGCUGGACCACGUAAACGAGCACGACUCCGUGCUACGCAACUACCGCCUGCACAUGUGGUGGAAUGACACUGAGUGCAACGCGGCGGUGGGUGUCAAGUCGUUCUUCGACAUGAUGCACAGUGGGCCGCACAAGCUGAUGCUGUUCGGCGCCGCCUGCACCCACGUCACUGAUCCCAUCGCCAAGGCGUCCAAGCACUGGCAUCUCACGCAGCUCUCAUACGCGGACACCCACCCGAUGUUCACGAAGGAGGCGUUUCCCAACUUCUUCCGCAUCGUGCCCUCGGAGAACGCGUUCAAUCUGCCACGUAUACGCCUGCUGGAGCACUUCAACUGGACGAGGGUGGGGACCAUAUACCAGAACGAGCCGAGAUAUGCAUUGGCUCAUAACAGGCUCAUAGCAGAUUUGGAAGGAGCGCAGUUCGAUGUCGACGAAUCUCAGAGCUUCGCAACAGAAGUGAGGACGGCUCUGUCCAAACUGAAAGAGAAGGAUAUCCGCAUCAUACUUGGCAACUUCAACGAGACGUGGGCCUUGAAGAUAUUCUGUGAGGCUUAUAAGCUGGAGAUGUACGGGCGAGCAUACACAUGGCUGCUCCUGGGCACGUACAGCGAACGCUGGUGGACGCGCAAGGCGCCGUGCGCGCGCGCAGAGCUAUUGACUGCGCUUGACACGGCGCUGCUGACUGACCUCCUGCCGCUGUCCACCACGGGCGAGACCACUGUGUCAGGCAUCACUGCAAAAGACUAUCAAGUAGAAUAUGACAGACGCAGAGGAAUAGAGUACUCCAGGUUUCACGGGUAUACUUAUGAUGGUAUAUGGGCUAUGGCACUCGCCAUACAAACUGUGGCUCAUCGAGUAAAAAUCAGAUACAAAGAAAGGACUGUGCAAGACUUUCGGUACCGAGACAAAGAUUGGGAACAGUUGUUUCUUGAUGCACUUAGUAACGUUACUUUUGAAGGAGUUACUGGACCAGUGAGAUUUUAUGAUAACGAACGUAAAGCGUCGAUACUCCUCAAGCAAUUCCAAGGGGAACAGGUCGGUGAGGUGAAGGUGGGAGAGUAUUGUGCGGAGAGAGAUAAACUCGACCUGACAUCUGGAGAACCGUUUAAGUGGUUUGGGAAAAAUCCUCCAAAAGACAGAACACUGCGCCUGAUCGAGCACACCCAAGUUAACAUCACGAUUUACGUAGUUUUGGUAUCAUGCUCUGUGCUCGGCAUAUUGUUGGCUACAGGCUUCCUCGCCAUGAACAUUCAUUACAGAAAUCAGAGGUACAUAAAAAUGUCAUCGCCAUAUUUGAACAACCUCAUCAUCGUCGGCUGCAUGCUCACCUACAUGAGCGUCAUCUUCCUUGGCCUCGACUCCAGUCUCAGCAGCAUCGGUCUUUCUCAGGACAUACCGCGCGGAGCUGCGUUCCCGUAUAUUUGCACUGCGCGGGCUUGGCUUUUGAUGGCUGGCUUCAGCUUGGCUUUUGGGGCUAUGUUCUCCAAGACUUGGAGGGUCCACUCUAUAUUUACUGACGUGAAGCUAAAUAAGAAGGUCAUCAAAGAUUAUCAGCUUUUCAUGGUCGUUGGAGUUCUGCUGACUUUAGAUCUAGCUAUAAUGACUACGUGGCAAAUAUCUGAUCCAUUUUACAGAGCAACAAAGCAAAUGGAAGCUUAUCCACAUCCAACCAGUGAGGACAUAGUUAUAGUGCAAGAAAAUGAAUAUUGUCAGUCGGAACGAAUGCCAAUCUUCAUUGGCAUUAUUUACGCAUAUAAGGGGCUACUUUUGGUAUUUGGAGCAUUUCUGGCAUGGGAAACUCGCCACGUGUCAAUCCCGGCGCUAAACGACUCCAAGCACAUAGGGCUGUCUGUAUAUAAUGUGCUCAUUAUGUGCAUAAUGGGAGCCCCUAUUGCAUUGGUACUCGCAGAUCACAAAGACGCGCUCUUCGUGCUGAUUGCCAUCUUCAUUAUUUUCUGCACGACGGCUACUCUGUGCUUGGUGUUUGUGCCAAAGCUCCUGGAGCUGCGUCGAAAUGGUACGGGUGGUCCGGGUGGGUCACGUAUCCGUGCAACGUUAAGACCGGCUUCGUCACACGAAUGCCGCUCCCCAGGGCCAGAGCUGGAGCGCCGGAUGAAGGAGCUGCGACAGUAUAACACGCGGUACCGUCGCACACUCCAGGCUAAGGAGAAUGAACUACAGAUGCUGCUUAGCAAGUUAGGAAAUGAUGCUGGGUCUGAAUCAUCCAUCAGAGAUUCAAAGUCACCUGGCUCGCAAAGAACCAAGCUUCCGAUACCGAGGGAAAAUAUUAGUCAUCCAGAAACGAGUGACAUAACUUCAGUUUGCAGCCUGAGUGCAUCAGCUGGAGCUGAAACUGAAUAUAUUGGUAUGCAAGUGCAGACCACUGAUAAACCUAAACCUUCAGCACCUCCUGAACCUAUAAAGGAAGUUCCAAGGGAACCCAAGAAAGAGCAGACCAAGAACGUAUCAUUCAAGAAUCAUUUAGACUACACCAGUCCGCCAACAUCUAAAUCGAUUUCUAUAGAGAAGGAUCAAUUAGCGAAGCUUCCUUAUGGUUGGUCGACUGAGGAACCAAAUCCUCCAAAGAUUAAAUCAGAACCUGUGAAAGCUGAACCAAAGACGAUAUCAGCUCUAAAGUCCAGCGACACUCCAGCUACCAAAUCAGUGCCAGCCAAAAUUCAAGAACCAAUGUAUACCAAGCCAGCAACGCCUAAAGUUGAAAAGACUCCUGAGACAAUAAUGAGGGUUCCAAAAACUCAAGAAAAUGGGUGCCGUGAUCGUUCAAGGCAAUGGCGACCGAAUGGCGAACCUCCCACUUUAGAACGAAAAGUCAUCGGUCAAGAACGAGAUCCACCGAUCCAAAAGAAUAAACAGGAGCUUGAGGAUAUCCUUGACAUAGAUCAGGAUUACUCCUCUAUGGAGAGAAAGAAAGCUAGUCAAAGAAGAGACUCUGAGAAACGAAAAAAAGAAAACUUUAUUGUGGUACAGAGUGAUUUGUGGGACACAAACACAUUCCAAUACACUUGUCAGAAGUCCCCGCCAAGUCAUGCUCAUUCGCCUAUGCAGAGAAGUGUUUCUGAGAAAAGUCGACAGCAAUCUUCUCCUCGACAUCACAGGGAAGCUGAUAGUCGAAGUUUGGAAAGAAGAGCUUCAAAUGCAUCUAUAAAUCACGUUGGCGUCAGAGUAAGCACACCCGAAGGGUAUAGAGAUGCUGAUACUCUACGUAUGAGCGAUCGGCUAGCCAAACGACGUGGUUCAGAGUUCCCACAACCAGUAAGCACACCUCCACACCAGAGCCAUUCAAAGAGACGACAGUCAACUGCUGUCAUGAGAUCAUAUCAAGAAGAAAGAGUUGAACCUGUUGAUAUACCUCGCGUUCAAGAUACACAAAUUAAACAAGAAGCGCAAAGAAAACUUGUAAAGGAGAAGUCAAUUCAUGAACCUCCAGAAAGAAAAUCAGAAUCAGAUGUUCCUAGAGUACCCAAAGUGCAGGAUUCGCCUGUAAGAAGAAUACGACAGGAUCCAGAUACAAUAAGGGUUUCUAAAGGCCAAGAUUCUCCAACGAAGAGGCUAAAGCAAGAGGCUGAGCCUUUAAAGAGGGCAAAGGGAGGAGGUGACUCUCCAAGGUUAACACAAGCAAGCCAGGUGGUGCGACCUAACCACCAUAAAAGCAGUCCAAAUGUUGCUUCUAGGAAUAAAACAGAAUCUCCAUGUAAGCGUGAGGACCGAAAGUCUGGAACAUAUAGCAGAAGUGACUCCAAGAGACAGGACUCUGGGGACAGAAAGAUGUACACCGCAAGCUCGGAGUCGGAACUCUUCGAGUGCGCCAUCUUGCCUAUCUUCCAGAAGCUGCUGACUGAACGUCACAAAAGCCAGCCACAUGGCCUAAACCUCAGCUACGGCGUCAGCUGCCCCAAUAUAUCGAUCAAGUGUGACAUAGUUGAAUACUUAUAAAACAACUGUUCAAAUAGACCGCUCGGAAGCGUUUGAUGUCUCAAACGUUAACGUGUUGUAAAAAAUUUACUAUUAUUGUUAAGAAUUGAAUGACUAAUGUUUUGAAUUUUGAUACUUUGCGUUGUAUUUGUGACGUGAAAAAAAAAAAAACAAAAAUCUGAUUUAUUUUCGAUAAUAAUGUAAACUGUUUAAGCCAACGAAAAUUUGUUAUAAUUGUCUUUCUGAAAUCACAUUGUAAAAUUUGAUUCAAGUGUUCAAAGUUUUAGUAACACUCAAGUGUAGAAUUAAUUGGUCAUUUACUAAAUCAUUAGAAUAUAGAGGUUUAACGUAGUUUUAGCGAAAUUUCCUUAUGUUAUAAUAUGGCUUCCGCAAGGAGCAAUACCUCGACCGUUUCUGUAUAAUAUGUAUGUUUUGUUUAAAACAUAAUCAACGUAAAUAGAUUAUAAUUUAUAAUAUUAUCCUAAUUGUAAUUUAACCUAACUAGUCAGUUAAAAAAUUGUAAAUGUUGUAUUCAUGACUGUGUAAAAUAUAACAUUUAAAUCAUUUAGGUUGAUACCUCGCUGGUCGGGACUAUUGCACGAAUUACUCUGGUAAAGCACGAACGCGUUACAAGAAGCAAUUGACUUUAUCUUUAGACAAAUGAAAAUGCUUUGUCAAAUUUCUAAAGCUGUAAGCGCUCGUGUUUUUUUAAUGAUUUUGUUUUUCUAAUAACUUGCAUAUUAAUUUUGAUUUAAGUCAGGAAGGUUGAGGAGAGGAAGUUGAUGACGGUAUUUAAUUAUGUAUAUAGGUAUAACUGUGGGUAUAACAGUCUUCUGUUAAGAAUAUUUAGUAGUUUGUUUGCAUUUUUUGUUUCUAUAGCUCGAUACGAAGUUAGCAGUGACGAAAUUUCCAAAAGACCCAAAAAUUGUAAAAUGUCCUAAACUUUAAUUAAUAAGUACCUAGCUAUGCGCACAUGUCUUUUGUUUUAACGUAAGAUGUUUUCACAUUUCAUAUUAUGUGUUCAAGAAUAAUUACGGGACACAAAAUCAAAAUUUUAUUUACCUUUAACUUACCAGCUCUG
Molecule: messenger RNA, 5466 nt
Organism: Aricia agestis (brown argus)
Lineage: Eukaryota; Metazoa; Arthropoda; Insecta; Lepidoptera; Lycaenidae
Gene: GABA-B-R2
Product: gamma-aminobutyric acid type B receptor subunit 2
Exons: 32
Coding region: 279-4406 (1375 amino acids)
Biological process (GO): gamma-aminobutyric acid signaling pathway; G protein-coupled receptor signaling pathway
Cellular component (GO): G protein-coupled receptor heterodimeric complex; membrane
Molecular function (GO): G protein-coupled GABA receptor activity
Source: RefSeq, a predicted model, not a curated record